Molecule: messenger RNA, 345 nt
Organism: Cicer arietinum (chickpea)
Lineage: Eukaryota; Viridiplantae; Streptophyta; Magnoliopsida; Fabales; Fabaceae
Source: RefSeq, a predicted model, not a curated record
AUGGUAUUUGAUAAUAUUACUCUCAAAGAUUUGAUGAGUAAACUCAACAAUCUCUUUACAUUUGGUGAUUUUAAGAGGGUGGAUAAAAUUGAAUAUCAUUGUUUGUCAAUGGAUGUUGAUGGAUGUCUUAGGUACACUAAUUUUCAUCUUCAAGACAAUAAUGAUGUCCAAACAAUGAUCACUGCCUUCUAUCAUUAUGAAACCAAAGGACUAAUCGAGUUAGACACAAUGUUGAGUAGAUCUACACAUGAUAUUUUAGCAAGUUUGAAUCGCCCAAGAAGCAUUGAUGAUAUCAUGGAUUGUCUCGUUGAACUUGAUGAAACUACUAGCUUAACUCAACCAUGA